CUGUUCCUGCUGCUGAACUUAAAGUGUGAGCCAGCAGAGGGUUAAAUUCCCCUCCUUCCUGUCAGUCUGCCUCGAGGCGCCCGAGGCUUUUGCUCCGCCUGAAAACAAGCUUUUGGAUCUUUUGGAUCGUUUGGAUCUUCUGCAUCUGGGUGGGUUCCCACCAUGCUGGUCUCCAGCCUCCUCUGCAGGGUCAGUCGCUCCAAACCUGCAGGACUCCGGAUCCUCACCUGCGCCCAGCUGUGGUCGGAUCGUGUGGUUUCCAGGCUGAGCACGCAGCCCAAAUCCAAAGAUGCUUUUGUUGGUUACAGCUUGGGUCGCCCCGUCCUGUCUCUGCGGCUUCCUGCCGGUGAGCAGAGUCGCUUCACUCUGACGCCUAUGUUGACCACAGUCGGCGACCUGCUGGCGGAGAUCCGCGCCAAGGACCCUACGGUGCAGAGCGCCGCCCUCCUCAACGGAGAUGGACAGAGAAUAUCUUCGUGCACCUUCAUGGAAACAGUUCUAAGUGAAGAUUUUCAACUGCUCAUCAAUGGCUUCACGCACAGCGUUCAGUCACUGGGACAAGGUUCGUCUCACGAGCACGUGCUGGGUCUGGAGGACAUGAAGUACGUGGUCCGCCUGCUUCACUCGGCCCUGAGUCUUCCUCAUCAGCAGCACGUCAAACACGCCGAGCUACUGAUGAGACAAGAGACGCUCAGAGAGCAGCUGCAGCCGCUGGAGAAGGUGAAAGACAAGAUGGCGCAGGAGGCAGAGCAAAGAGCAUCACUACUGGGGUGGGCGGGGCUUUCAUACCUGUCCCUGCAGGGAGGAUUCCUUGGUUACCUCACCUGGUAUGUGUUUGCGUGGGACGUCAUGGAACCGGUCACCUUCUUCAUCACCUGCAGCACCAGCAUGAUCUUCUUCGCCUAUUACAUCCUCACCAAACAGGAUUUAAUAUAUCCAAAUGCGCGGGAUUGUCAAUUCCUCCACUUCUUCCAUGAGAAAGCGUCUCGACAGAAAUUCAACAUUCAAAAAUACAACGAGCUCAAAGAAGAGCUAGCAAAGCUGGACGGAGAGCUCAGCACUUUGAGGAGCGCCAUCCGGCUCCAGGUGGAUCAACCUCGACCCCCGAGAGACACCUGAACCUUCACUUUGUCCAGUUUGCAACAUUCCAUGCCACUUGUGCACUUUUUGUUUUUAUUAAAUAAGGACUUACGGCGUCCUCUCACUC
Pungitius pungitius (ninespine stickleback) is the source of this 1207-nucleotide messenger RNA. RefSeq names its product calcium uniporter protein, mitochondrial-like. Gene Ontology annotation, cellular component: uniplex complex; mitochondrial inner membrane. Lineage: Eukaryota; Metazoa; Chordata; Actinopteri; Perciformes; Gasterosteidae. The record is from RefSeq and is a predicted model, not a curated record. Bases 163 to 1119 code for a protein of 318 amino acids. Gene Ontology annotation, biological process: mitochondrial calcium ion homeostasis; calcium import into the mitochondrion. The transcript is spliced from 9 exons. Gene Ontology annotation, molecular function: calcium channel inhibitor activity.